This is a messenger RNA of Plasmodium falciparum 3D7, 6405 nucleotides long. RefSeq lists its product as uncharacterized. The record is from RefSeq and is a predicted model, not a curated record. NCBI's taxonomy places the organism in Eukaryota, Apicomplexa, Aconoidasida, Haemosporida, Plasmodiidae. Gene Ontology annotation, biological process: chromatin remodeling.
AUGGAUGAUAAAAGGGGGAAAAAAUUAUCGAGCCCUAAAAUUUUCAAGAGCACAAAGGAGGAAAGGAUUUUAAAAAAACACGAUGAAACAAAAUUAAAAUGGGAGAAGCAAAAUAAAAUAUUAAAAGAUAAAACUAAAAAGAAAGAAACGUUAGGGGAACAGGCCGAAAAAUAUAGGGCAAAAAAUGAAAUAAAUAACAUAGUUGAAUAUAUAAACCAAGAAGAAAAAAAAAAAGUGAAUUGGACAGAGAACCUGAGAUAUGAAACACAGAAAAUAAAAUUCAAAGAAACAAUACAUAAAAUGAACAUAACAGAAAAUAACUUGUCAUAUGAAAGUAGAAAAAUAUUUAAUAAAGUCUUUGAAAAAGACAUAUCAUCCAAAAAAAAAGAAAAGAAUAUAUGUCAAAAUAAUGGUGAAGAAAUAAAAGAUGAUGGAAAUUAUGUAACUGCAUCAUAUAAAACAAAUAAAGAAUUAAAAAAAGAAAAAUACGAAAACAUUUUAAUUAAUAAGAUUAAAAAUAAUGUGGAAUUUUUUUUAUCAAACUUUGCUGUACCUUUGGAUAGUCCUCUUUAUAUAAAAGGAGAGAAAAUUAAAGAAGAAGAAGAAAAUAAUGAUAUGUUAUUGUUAUCUGAAAAUGUUAUUACAAAAAAUGUAAAAGAUAUAAAAAAUAUGGACAUAUAUGAACAUAAUAAUAAUUAUGAUGAUGAUCAAAAUAAAUUUUGUGAAAACAAAUAUAUAAACAAUACAUAUAGUAAAAAACAAGUUAAUUAUCUUAAAGUAAAUUGUAACAUUUUAGAAAUAAAUAAUUGUGGAAAGGAAAUUUUUAAUAAAUAUAUUAUUUUACAAAACUGUUCUUCAAAUAUAAUACUUUACAAAAUAAUAUUUAGAAAUAAAAUUUUAUUAAAUAAUAAUAAUAAUAAUAAUAAUAAUAAAAUAAAAUUAAACGAUGUUUUAUAUUAUGAUGUAAAUAAAAAUUUUACUCUUUUUAUAUAUCCUAAUUCUGGUUAUAUAAAACCAAAUGGAAGCACACAAAAAAUACUGUUAACAUUUAUAUUUAAAUAUUUUGUUAAUACUUUUGGAUGUAUAACUAUAAAAUAUUAUUGUAAUAAUAAUAUAUUUAAAGAAUAUGUAUAUAUAUAUAUAAAUUCAUUUUUUACUAUUAAUCACACGGAUGAAAGAAAUCAUUUCGAAUAUAAUAUGAAAGAGGAGAAAUUAAAAGAUCAAGACUUUUUAUAUAACCAUCUAAUAGAUACUUUACAAAGUGAUCCAAUGAAACAUAUGACAAAUAUAAAAAAAGAAAAUUUUUAUAUAUAUAGAAAAAAAAAAGAAAAUAUAUAUGAAUCCAUAUACGACAUAAUAAAUAAUAUAUAUAGAUUAAAAAUAAAACAAAUUUGUAAUAUAUUAAAUUUUAUAAACUCUAGUUAUAAUAUAAAACUUAAUUAUAUAAAUAUACAAACUUUUCUUGGAUUAUUAAAUAAAACUAAUAAUUCUACAUCAUUUAUAAAAUUAAAUUAUUAUAUAAAAAAAAUGUUAUGUCAAAAUAAAAUGAUUAAACUUAAUCUUCAUAAAUGUAAAUACAAAAGAUGUAAAUAUAAAAUAUAUAAAUAUAAAAUAUGUAAAAGGAAAAAAAAGUAUACGAACACUCAUAAAUUUUAUUAUUAUCAAUAUAAAAUACAUAAACUAAAAAUUGUUCCUUUUUAUAAAAAGAACACAACACACUGUAAUAAUAUUAUACAAUUUAAUAAAUAUAAAAAAAGAGAUAAUCAUAAUAUUUCUUUUUAUAAAAGACAUGAACAUAUUUUACAUUUGUCCAAUAAUAAAGAAAAUAAAAAUAUAGAAUCCUUUUUUAAUUAUAUGAAAUCUAAAUUUCUUUCAUCUCUUAAAAUAUAUACAAACGAUGAACACAUACAAUUUUUCAUGUUCCACUUUUUUAUACAUGAAUAUUCUGACUUUGUAAAAAAAGGAAAUGUAAAUCAAUACAUUCUAUCUAAAAAAAAAAAAUAUAUAAUAAGAAACUAUGAUCAUUGUCAAAAACAAAAAAAAAAAGAUAUAUAUAUAUCUAAUUAUAAUAUCAUCACGGAUUAUAAAUAUAUAAAUAAUUUAUAUGAAAAAAUAUAUAACACAUUUAAUCAAAAGAAAGAAUAUUCUUUCCAUAUUUUUUUAUAUAUCAUACGAACCUAUAUAAACGAGCUAAUUUCAUACUAUAAAACAAUGAACUCCUUUCCUCAUAUGUAUAAAAAUAAAAAUAAUAUAACUAUUGUUGAAAAUGCAGAAGAGAUAGAAAAAAAAAAAAAAAUUCAAAUUAAUGAUAUGGAAAAACAUAUUUUACAUAAUAAUAAAUUAAAUAAAAAUAAUAAAGAUGAGAAAGAUGAGAAAAAAUUUGAGUUUAUACAUUUUUUAAAUUAUACUAGUAAUCAGGUUUGUGUUGAUAUAUAUAACCCUUGUCUUAAAUAUUUAAAAGAAAAAAAAAAUUUCUUUUUUUUUAUUAAUUUUAUGUAUCUCCAGCAUAAAUUGUGUAUAUCCCCUAUGUUUUAUUUUUUUUAUUACAUUGAAUUGAUAAGAUAUGUGUACUGUUUGUUUGUGUGGAGGGUUAGGAAAAUGAGCAACAUAAAUAAUGAUAAUGGCAUAUAUAAUGGUAACAACAUAAAUAAUGAUAAUGGCAUAUAUAAUGGUAACAACAUAAAUAAUGAUAAUGGCAUAUAUAAUGAUAAUGACAUAAAUAAUGAUAAUGACAUAAAUAAUGAUAAUGACAUAAAUAAUGAUAAUGACAUAAAUAAUGAUAAUGACAUAAAUAAUGACACAAAUAAUGGUAACAACAUAUAUAAUGGUAACAACAUAUGUAACAUUGAUCAUUCGUGUUGCUGUAAAUCCCAGGAUAAUAUUUCAAAAAGCAAAAACAUUUUCAUCCAUAUGGAUAAUAAACUUUUAAGAGAAAUAAUCAAAUAUAUAUACGAAUUGUAUACAUCCAAUAAAAAUAAUGAUCAUGUGAACAAUAUAAAAGAAUGUAUUAUAUAUUUGAUUUCUUCUAUACUCAUGUAUGCACAGCAAAAUGUAAAAAAUAUGUAUAUCUUUAUAGAUUAUAUGUUUAUUUAUAAUCAUCAUAAAAAUAAAAACAAAACGAAUAACACGACACAAGGGCAAAAUAAUAAUUUGGAUAUGGAAACUUUUUAUUCGAAUAUUUUUAUUUUUUUUAUUUUUCCAUAUUUAAAAGAAUAUAUAAAUAACUUAGGAACACAUAUAUAUAAAUUACAUCUUAUAAAAAAUGAACAAGACAUACUUUUAUUCUUUAAAAAUAAAUUUAAUUAUAUAAAUUAUGAAGAAAAUUAUUAUAGUCUUUAUGAUGAUAAUAAAAUAAUCGACACGUGUGUAAUACAAAAUACUUGUCCUUCAAAAGAAAUCAAUAUAUCGAGCUUUGAUAAAAUAAACAAAUUUGACGAUAUAAAAAAUGUGGAAGAGACUAACAUUCCUCUCUUUUUUAAAAAUUUUAAAAAUCAAAAUGAUCAUAAUGAUCAUAAUAAUAAUAUACAUAAUGAUGAUAAUAAUAAUAUACAUAAUGAUGAUAAUAAUAAUAUACAUAAUGAUGAUGAUAAUAAUAUACAUAAUGAUAAUGAUAAUAAUAAUAUACAUAAUGAUAAUGAUAAUAAUAAUAUACAUAAUGAUGAUAAUAAUAAUAUACAUAAUAAUAAUAAUAAAGAGCAGGGAGAUAUAUGGUUUAUAUUUAAUAAAGAAGAAUUCAGCCAAAUUAUUUAUGAACAGUAUUAUCUAGAAUUAAAUGAAGCCAUAAAGAAAAAAUUAAAGAAUCUCAAAUGUUUAUAUAAAAUUCGAUCCAAGGAAGACGAGGAAAACAAAAAUAUAAAUAUGAAUACAUAUAAAUAUAUAAACAAUCUUAAAAAUCGUGUAGAUAGUAUCCUAGAAACUAAUAAUGCAUCUAAUAGUGAAGAGAAAAAAAAUAAAAAGAAAAAAAAUAAAAAAAAGAAAAAAAUUAAAAAAAAUAAAGAUAAUGAUAAAGAUGAUAAUAAAGAUGAUAAUAAAGAUGAUGAUAAAGAUGAUGAUAAAGAUGAUGCUAAAGAUGAUGCUAAAGAUGAUACUAAAGAUGAUGAUAAUAAUAAUAAUUAUAACAAUAAUAUUAAAAAUUCAUCCAACGUAACACCUUAUGACAGUCAAAAGAAAAAAAAACAAAAAUUUAAAGAGUUGAAAGAAUUUAAAGAGUGUAAAAGUAUAAAACACAAAUUUAUAAACUUUCAUUUUAUAAAAUUAUUUGAUAUAUUAAAUAUACAUACAUAUAUUAUAGAUGACAAACAUAUGCUAAAUAAUAUAUUAUCAAUAGAUUUAUCAAAGGAUAUAAAUAUAGAAAUAGGUUUGUGUGUACAUAGAAUAAUAUAUUGUCUUCUUUAUAUUUUUAAUUUUAUAUCUCUUAGUCAUAUAAAUAUAUUAUAUAAUAAUUAUUUUUAUUUAAAAUAUUUCUUGUUUGAUGCUUAUAUCGAAUAUAAUCUGGAGUAUAUUUAUAAAUUAUAUUAUUUUAUAGUUAACUAUUUUUAUUUAUUACAAUAUAUGAAUAAAAAUAAUUUUUCUGUAUAUAUACCGUUAUCUCCAACUUUUGAUUUUCUAAAAUAUUUUAAGGAAAUAAAUAAAUGUAAACAGAAUCAUUAUGAUAAUGGGAGGGAUACACAUAAGUUGAACAUGAUAGAACAUAUGAAUCAAGAAAAAAAGGAGGAAGGUGGACAGAUGAUAGGAACGACAUAUUUAUCUUCAAAUUGUCGACAUAAAUCGUUUUUUUCAUCACCAUGUGAAUCGUGUAAAUUGUGUGAAUCGUGUGAAUCGUAUAAAUUGUGUAAAUUGUGUACAUCAUGUUAUUAUAAUUUCUUCAAUUUUAAUGAAAGGAAAGAAGAAAUACAUAAUCACUUACACACAUCAAAUACAUUCCUAAAAAGAGAAGAAACAAAAUACAUUUGCCUCAUAUCACCUAAUAUAAAGAAUGAUAUGUUAAGUUAUAUGAACAUGAAAAAAAUCAAGGAGUGGUUAAAAUUACUAAACUUACUAAUUUUUUUAAACAUAAAAGAUGUGUAUAUAUUUGGAGAGUUGUUUUCCUUAUUUCUUUUCUUUUUUUAUGAUAGUAAUAUUAUAAGAGGCGAAAUUUGUGAGUCCAAAAAAAAAAACAAAAAUAAUAUAUAUGUAAAGUUCGAUACAAAUUAUAAUAUACAAACAGAAAAGGGGAAAAAAAAAAAAAAAAAUUUACAUGAUAAUAAAAAAGGAAGCAAAGGAAUUCGUGAUAAUAAAAAAGGAAACAAAGGAAUUCGUGAUAAUAAAAAAGGAAACAAAAGAAUUCGUGAUAAUAAAAAAGGAAACAGAAGAAUUCGUGAUAAUAAAAAAGGAAACAGAAGAAUUCGUGAUAAUAAAAAAGGAAACAGAAGAAUUCGUGAUAAUAAUAUUGAUAAUAAUAAUAAUAUUGAUGAUAAUAUGAUAGAUAUGGACACAUCAAAUCAUUUUACAAAAAAUAAUAACCAUAUUAAUAGUAAUAAUAAAGAUGAUCAUAUUAAUAACAUGAAGAAUUAUAUAGACGUUCAAUUUUGUGACUUUUCAGCAAUUUCUGAAAACGUAUUAUUGUUAUUAAAAUUUUCUUUGUUUAAUAUUUUUAAUUUAUAUGAAAAGUAUAAAAUAAAUAUACAUUUUCCAAAAGAUUUCAUUAUAAAAAUGAAAUCAAGACAAUGUAAUGACUUUACAUUUAAUUCUUGUUUAUCUUCUUUUGUUUCCUAUCCUGAUGACAUUUUAUUAUAUUGUUUAUUACCACAUAAAAAUUAUAAAAACAUGAUAUUAUUUUCUAAGAAAAACUUUCUUAAUAAAUAUACAAAUAAAUUAAAGAAAAUAAAUAUGGAUCACAUUAGUAAAGUAAAUCUUUUUCUUAAAACUAACAAAGCAGAAGAUCCACAACAUAAUCAAGAGGAUCAUCAAAAUGAAAACAAAACAAUUAAUCAUACGGAUAAUAUAAUGAUAACGUCUCAAAAUAAUCAUAUGACAAAUAGUAAUAAUAUUAAAAAGGUGUCCAUUAUUAAUAUAGGAAAACUCACACUCUAUCAUAUUUUAAAAAAUAUAAAUCAAAAUAAUAAAAUCCUAUGGUUAUGUGGAUCUCUUGAAAAAAAUAUAAAAGAAAAUUAUAAAAAUAGUAUACAUAUAUUUCAAUAUAUUUAUAAUAUACAACACGAUAAAAAAAAUUUUCAUUCUACCUUAUAUUGUAACAUAAUACAUGUUAAUAAUUUUAUAAUCUUAAACAAACAAAUUUAUUGGUUAUAUUACAGUCAACUAAGUAAAAAUAUUUAUAUACCUUUUAUAUAUAAAACAUAUAAAAUCUUAUUACAAAUUUUUGAUAGAAAAUGUUCACAAAGGGACAUCUUAUCUUACAUAAUAUAA